CGGCCGCGGUUGCCGGGGCGACGGCUGGGGAAGUGGCGGCCAGGCUGGGCAAGCGCGGGCCCCAGCGGCUGAGCAGCAGAGAUUUUUGCUGUGAGAAUCAACGGUAACCUUUCAGCAUGGGGGAUAUCCUGGCUCAUGAACCCGAGUUGCUGGGACUGGUGAAAGAGUACUUAGAUUUCGCCGAAUUUGAAGAGACCUCGAAAACAUUUUCAAAAGAAUGCAAAAUAAAGGGAAAACCUUUAUGUAAAACAGCAGGUGGCUCCUUGCGGGACUCCAAGUCACUGCUAAUCCAGAAGGACCUCCUUGCGGCGUUUGACAGUGGGGACCAGAAGACGUUCUUCGGCCUGUGGGAGGAGCACCUUCCCAGCUCCCUCCGAGACGGCGACCCCCUCGCCCGGAAGUUGGAGUUCUACCUGCACAUCCACUUUGCCAUCGAUCUGCUGAAACGCUCCGCGGGGAGACCGGACAAAGAGGAGCUGGACGAGAGGAUUUCUUAUUUCAAAACCUACCUGGAGACCAGAGGGGCAGCGCUGAGCCAGACCACCGAGUUCCUCCCGUUCUACGCCCUGCCUUUCGUCCCCAACCCAGCGGCGCACCCCUCCUUCCGGGAGCUCUUCCAGGACUCUUGGACUCCAGAAUUGAAGUUGAAGUUGGAAAAGUUUCUGGCUUUAGUUUUUAAAGCCGGCAACACACCGAAGCUUUUAGCAUUAUAUAAGGAGAACGGACAAAAUCACAAAGAGAUGCUGCAGCCCCUCCACCAGCAGCUGGUGGAGGCCGAGCGCAGGGCCAUGACCUACCUGAAGCGGUACAACAAGAUCCAGGCGGACUACCACAACCUCAUCGGCGUCACGGCGGAGCUGGUGGACUCUCUGGAGGCCACGGUCAGCGGCAAGAUGAUCACCCCCGAGUACCUGCAGAGCAUCUGCGUCCGCCUCUUCAGUAACCAGAUGCGGCAGAGCCUGGCACACAGCGUGGACUUCACGAGGCCGGGGACGGCGUCGACCAUGCUGAGAGCCUCCCUGGCACCCAUGAAACCGAAGGAUGUCCCGUUACUGCCCUCCUUGGAUUAUGAGAAGCUGAAGAAGGAUUUGAUUUGGGGGAGCGACCGCUUGAAGGCUUUCUUGCUGCAGGCCCUGCGCUGGCGUUUGACCACGUCCCAUCCGGGAGAGCAGAGGGACACCGUGCUGCAAGCCUACAUCAGCAGCGACCUCCUGGGCUGCCACAGCCACAGCCAGAGGACGGUGCUGCAGCUGCUGCAGGGCCGGAGCGACGUGGUGCGUCAGUACACGGCCCGGCUGGUCAAUGCCAUCGCGUCCCUGGCGGAAGGUCGCCUCUACCUCGCCCAGAGCACCAAGGUGCUGCGGGUGCUGGAGGACAGGCUGAAGGGGGAGGACCAGGACGCCAUCACCCGGGAGAACGUGCUGGGCGCCUUGCAGAAGUUCAGCCUCAGGCGCCCGCUGCAGACAGCCAUGAUUCAGGACGGCCUCAUCUUCUGGCUGAUCGACAUUCUGAAGGACCCCGAUUGCCUGUCCGACUACACGCUGGAGUACUCGGUGGCUUUGCUCAUGAACCUCUGCCUCCGCAGCGCAGGGAAGAACAUGUGUGCCAAGGUGGCGGGCCUCGUGCUGAGAGUUCUUUCGGAUCUGCUGGGCCACGAAAACCACGAGAUACAGCCGUACGUGAAUGGCACCCUGUACAGCAUCCUCUCCAUUCCAUCCAUUCGUGAGGAAGCACGAGCAAUGGGUAUGGAAGACAUCCUUCGCUGCUUCAUCAAAGAAGGCAAUGCUGAAAUGACCCGCCAGAUUGAGUUCAUCAUCAAGCAGCUCAAUUCAGAAGAGCUCCCGGAUGGUGUUCUGGAAUCUGAUGAUGAUGAAGAUGAAGAUGAUGAAAUUGUCCAGGAUAUAACGUCAAAUGGAAAAAGGCAGUUGCAAAGUAAUGUGCCCAGUACGAUUCUGCUUCAGGAAAGAUGAACUCGAACCCCGAGGCCGCAGCCGUGUAUCGAGGCCGUUCUUCGCACCCUGUCCGAGCUUCUGUGAUGAUGUCGAACAGAACAGUUAGGGUACUCCGAGCCUACUUCUGCAGAGGAAAAACAUCAAGAUUUCAAAAUGCUGAUUACUGGGCGAUAAUGAGGCGUACAGAUUAUAGCAGAUAUAACCGAGGAUUGCGAGGAACAGCGCAGUGGAACCGUUGGGAAAACGCAGCCAGGAGAACCAGGAAACCCGCAGUGCACAGGCACACCUGGAGUCGGCCGUCAGAGCCGUGUCGCCACCUGUCUCGUGGCCUCCACAAAACUUCGCUCCAUGUAGGAGGCUGAGAAAGACACGUCUUGCUGCACUAAAAUAGUCACGUAUGAUGGUAUAU
Artibeus jamaicensis (Jamaican fruit-eating bat) is the source of this 2361-nucleotide messenger RNA. It is a transcript of the gene ARMC9, whose product is annotated as armadillo repeat containing 9. NCBI's taxonomy places the organism in Eukaryota, Metazoa, Chordata, Mammalia, Chiroptera, Phyllostomidae. The record is from RefSeq and is a predicted model, not a curated record. The transcript has 21 exons. Gene Ontology annotation, cellular component: centriole; ciliary tip; ciliary basal body. The coding region runs from base 117 to 1970 and encodes 617 amino acids. Gene Ontology annotation, molecular function: protein binding. Gene Ontology annotation, biological process: cilium assembly.